UUAGCAACGGAGAGAACUCGAGGAUAGCUGUUACCCCAUUUUGAGAUAAUCAAAAAAUAUUGUUAGGAUUACGUAACAAAUUGACAAGAGGUGUAAUACAUACGUUUAUUUCCGAGGAGUGAUUGUCACUUGUUGUCUUUUUUGAAAGAUUAUUUUUUUCUGUUUUAUUAGGGCAUUGUACAGAUUGCUAAUUUCGCUAGCGCACGUUCGCUAGCUAGCUUCUUAGCGUAGCAUCUUCCUCCAGUAGCCAGGGCAGGCAGUAAAAAUUAACGUUAGCUUGCUAGCUAGCCGUUAUCAGAUCGCUAGCAGAGCUGUCACACAAGCCAACACCGCCUCAUCAUCACCGUUUUUUUUUUUCUGUGUGCCUGGUUCGCUUUAUAAUAUUGGAAAACAAACUGCACACGUUGUCGUUUAUGGGAUCACCAUGUCAAUGAAGGCCGGUGGAACUCGCAAGCCCGGCGGUGGCAGCGCUGCUGGUGCCGCCGCCUCAGGUGCAGGGGGAAGCGGCGGGGGACGACAGAAUUUGGGCAGAGGACGACACAGUGGCAAAGGUCCAUCUGCAGCAGUCGUUUUCAAUGGUGUAUAUGCAAAUAUGAGGAUGGUCCACGUGUUGACAUCAGUAGUGGGGACCAAAUGUGAGCUGAAAGUAAAGAAUGGAACUGUCUAUGAAGGAGUUUUUAAAACAUAUGGCCCAGAGUGUGACCUGGUCCUGGAUGCAGCCCACAGAAAGAGCCCUGAACCAAGUGCAGGCCCAAGAAAAGAGGACAUUGUUGAGAGCAUUAUGUUCAAGGCCUCUGACGUAGUAGUGGUGACCUUCAAAGAUGUGGACCUCAAUUUUGCCAGGAAAGUCUCCUCUGACUCAGACAACUUCACAGAUGCAGCAGUGAGCGGAAGGAUCAAUGGGGAGCACAAGGAGAAAGAUCUGGAGCCCUGGGAUGGAGGCGAGGCACACACCUCAGACAGCUUGGAGUCCUUGGACACUGAUGUGUCUAAUGGAUGGGACCCAAAUGACAUGUUCAAGUACAAUGAGGAGAAGUAUGGAGUCCUGUCUACAUAUGACAGCAGCCUGUCCACAUACACGGUCCCUCUGGAGCGGGACAACUCAGAAGAGUUCUUAAAGAGGGAGGCACGUGCUGCCCAGCUGGCGGAGGAGAUUGAGGCCAGCGCCACAUACAAGGCCCGUGUGGCCCUGGAGAAUGACGAGCGCUCUGAGGAGGACAAAUACACAGCUGUGGUGCGGGGGGAGAGGGAGAUGCAUACACUUGCCAGAGAGAAUAAAUAUGUUCCCCCCGGCCAGCGAAACAGAGAAGCUAUGUCUUGGGGUGCUGGACGUCAGAAUUCACCCCGUCUGGUCCAGAGUUCUGCCGGAACUCCAACUGCCCGACCAGGGCCUCACGAUUACAGUCCCAGCUCUGGGGCUGACCAAAGGGUGGUCAACGGAGGUUCUUCCCAUUGGCCCUCACCCUGUCCAUCUCCCUCCUCUCGCCCCCCUUCACGUUACCAGUCUGGUCCCUCCUCCCUGCCUCCCCGGGCUGCCACGCCCACCAGGCCACCUUCCAGACCCCCUUCCCGACCUUCCAGACCUCUUUCUCAUCCCACUCACCCCUCCUACCCCUCGUCCUCAUCUUCCUCGGCCCACCAUGGGCCCACGUCGCCAGUCUCCACCCUGCCCAAACGCAUGUCUUCGGAAGGUCCGCCCAGGAUGUCCCCAAAGUCCCAGCGGACACCCCGUGCCCACAGAGUGCCACCCUGCCGGAACACCACAGUUCCUCCUGGAGUGGACUUCAUCUCCCACAAUUCCCCAGGAGAGGUCCCAGUGACUCCACCAACCAGAAACAGCUCCUCAGGAGGAACCUGGUCCUCAGUGGUCAGUGGAGCACACCGACCCCGCUCCCCUCGUCAGAAUAGUAUGGGUGGAGCGUCCCCCAACUCCUCCUCCCUCCCAUCCCCCCAGACAGGGACGGUGCCUGUGGAAACAGUUACCACCCCAACGUCAGCACCCUCUCCUACCGCUGCUAGCCCCGCCCCCAACAUGGUGGCCACUCCUUCAGUAGAAGCAAAAGAGUGUCGUGUCCAGGAGACAAGACAAACGUCCCCGACGGCCAACAAGGAGAAUGUCAAGCCCCUUGACAGUUCCCCGAGUGUCACAAGACCAGUCUCCAAAGGACCUCCUUCCAUGGCACCCGACCACAGAAAACAAAUAGACAAUUUAAAGAAAUUUAGUGUGGACUUUAGGUUGCAGCCCAGCUCCAACCCAGACCCUGUAUUUGACCAGAUGAUGACCAAGCCUCCCAGAGAUUCAGGGGAAAAGCCCAAGGACCUUCCCCCGGAUAAGGCCUCCACAGUAGGACAGGAGGGCAGCAAUGAAGGGGUAGUGGUGGUGACGACUGGCACCCCCAGUGGCGCUCCAGCUGCCACUGCUACAAGUACCUGUAAACCGGGGAGCCCCACCACUCCUUCAUCCUCCUCCCCAUCAGGCCCGGACCAGAAGAGGGCAGCACCAGAUGUGACAUCACAGGGGGUUCAAACAACAGCCACGAUCACGUUCAGUGGGCCAAAGUCUGAGGACAAGGAGGAGAAAAAGGAGGCUGUGCAAGAUCAAGUGAAGAAGUCGACCCUGAACCCGAACGCCAAUGAGUUCAAGCCCCGUUUCAAUACACAGCCCAAGCCAGCCAACACCCCCACACCUCCUCGGCCCCAGGGCCAGCCCAGCCCCUCCAUUGUUGUCCAGCAGCCCCCGGCUGUGUAUGGUCAGACAGUGUGCUUUCCCCAGAUGUACCCCCUCACACCAGUCAGCCCUGGUGUACAGAAAAGCAUAAUCUGGAAGUCUCCAGCUAUGUACCACGUUCAGAUGCCUCAUAUGACGGUCAGCCAGUCCAAACCCUACAGACCAGGUAAAGUACCCAACAUGCCCCAGCAGAGGUCAGACCAGCACCACCCCCCAGGCACACCUACCAUGAUGCAUCCGGCAACAGCAGCACCGCCCAUUGUAGCACCAAGCCCUGCCUACUCUGCUCAGUACUUCACUUGCAGCCCACAGCAGUUCACUAGUCAGCCCCUGGUCCAGCAAAUGCCACAUUACCAGUCGCAGGCACAGCAUGUGUUCAGUUCAGUCAUGCAGGGCAGUGCCAGAAUGAUGGCCCCUCCCACACAUGGUCAACCCAGCCUUGUCUCCACUUCCACUACGCAGUACCCAGAGCAGACACACACCAUGUAUGUGUCGCCAGGGCCAAUGCCCCAGCAGUAUCCCCACCACAGCGCGACGCUACAUGCUCACCCACAGCACCCCCAACCCUCAGCCACUCCCACGGGCCAAGCCCAGCAAGGUGCCCCACCGCAGCAUGGAGGUCCCCCUAGCCACCCGGCCCCGAGCCCAGUCCAGCACCCCCAGCAUCCGCAGGCUGCAGCAGCGGCGGCAGCAGCCCAGGCCCUCCACCUGGCCAAUCAGCCUCCUCAGCAGCAGAUGUACUCAGCCCUGGCCCCCACGCCCCCAUCCAUGACCCCCGGACCCAACCCACAGUCUCCCCAGGCCUCUUUCCCCUCUGCCCAGCAGACAGUCUAUAUCCACCCCCAGCAAGUGCAGCACGGUUACAACCCCAGCCACAUGGCACAUGUGCAACAGGCUCAUAUGCAAUCUGGCAUCGUGCCAUCACACCAUGCAACCCCCACCCACCCCCCGAUGAUGCUGAUGGCAACCCAGGGUCCGCCAGGUGGGCCCCAGCCCCCCAUGCCUCCAACCGCCCUCAAUCCCAUCCCUGUCUCUUCCACCACGCACUUCUCCUACCUGACACACUCACAAGUGCAACCUCACCAUCAGCAGCAGCUGUAGAUAGGGGGCGCCAGUGAACUGAGGGACCCCCCACUCUGCCUCGCGCUUGUCAGCCAGAGCCUUCACAACCUAAACCAUGAAGAGAACCGACACCUCUCCUCUCUUUCUUCAUCGACACCAGACAUGUUGCACAUCAGCUUCUCCGCUCCCUCCAUCAGUCCAUUCAUCACUUCAUCCCUCCCCUCAUCCUGCACCCUCCUUACCCAGACCAGGCAAUAAGAGAAUGUCAACAGACUAAUGCAGUGGUGCGCGUUUUAACGAGCAAAUAUUAACUGACAGGAUUGCCCUUACUCUGCCCCCAUUCACACAGACACCAAACACGUAGACAAAGACAUACAGUGCAUACACACAUCCACACAUACACUUUCAAAGGGUCCCAAAUUAACUCGAGUCAGCUUGCCAACUAAGAAGCAAAAGAGAGAGUGAGAACAAUGAAUAAGUGAGAGCGAAAGAGGUGAAUCAACUGGAACUUGUAUUUUGUCUGCACCUUGUUAUGAAAAAAAAAAUCUUCCAACUUUUUAGACAGUAUUAAUUUUACUGUUUAACUUUUGCUGCUGCUGCUAUGUGCUGCGUUUGUUUCAAGACUAAAUGACAGGUUUCUAACCAAACUAAAAACCAUGACGAGAAGCUUCCUGUGAAUUAACAAACACAUUUUGGCAGCCCGGAGACAGGAGGAACGCUAUUUAUGACAUUAUGAUGGCUGAGGUGAUCAGAUCCCACUUCUCACCUGACCAUUAUGUAACUUUUAAGUUAAAAAAAAAAGAAACUUUUACUUUGUAGAUAAUAUAAAUAAUUUAAAAAAUGAGCAAAAAAAUUUAAAAACAAUAAAAAAGUUUUAAAAACUG
This is a messenger RNA of Lampris incognitus (smalleye Pacific opah), 4674 nucleotides long. It is a transcript of the gene atxn2, whose product is annotated as ataxin 2. The transcript is spliced from 26 exons. Gene Ontology annotation, cellular component: cytoplasmic stress granule. Gene Ontology annotation, biological process: cytoplasmic stress granule assembly. The coding region runs from base 425 to 3829 and encodes 1134 amino acids. Gene Ontology annotation, molecular function: RNA binding. NCBI's taxonomy places the organism in Eukaryota, Metazoa, Chordata, Actinopteri, Lampriformes, Lampridae. The record is from RefSeq and is a predicted model, not a curated record.